CAGGGCCGGAGGAUCCGUCAAACCGGAAGUCGUCGUAGCUGGCAGAGCUGUUUUCCCUCGAAGAUUGAGAGCUCGCUAGAGGUGGACGACAGUUUGACCAGUUUCAAGUCACAGCAUCAUGAGCAAGAGGAAGAUGGAAAAUACCCGUUUGCCAGUCGGGGAAUGCAUCUCACAGGUUCAGGAGAUGUUAAGGGAGCGGCUUUGUCACCAGCAGCUCCCCGACAGGCCGGAGGGAGUGGAAGCUCAGCACAAGCACCUCCUGGAGCUGCUGAAGCGGACCGCCGUCCACGGGGAGAGUAACUCUGUGCUCAUCGUCGGCCCCAGAGGAGCAGGCAAAACAAUGCUGCUGAAGUGUGUGCUGCGAGACCUGCAAGAGGAGAAAGAAGCACAGAAGAACCUGCUCCAGGUUCACCUCAAUGGUCUGCUGCAGACGGACGACAGAAUAGCCUUAAAAGAAAUAACGCGGCAGCUCCACCUGGAGAACGCCGUCGGGGACAAAGUGUUUGGAAGCUUUGCAGAGAAUCUGGCCUUCUUGUUGGAGGCACUGAAGAAAGGCGACCGCAGCAGCAGCCGCCCGGCGCUGUUCGUUCUGGACGAGUUCGACCUGUUCGCCCACCACAAGAACCAGACGCUGCUCUACAACCUGUUGGACGUCUCCCAGUCGGCCCAGGCUCCCAUCGCCGUGGUCGGCCUCACCUGCAGACUGGACGUCCUGGAGCUGCUGGAGAAGCGCGUGAAGUCGCGGUUCUCCCACCGUCAGAUCCACCUGCUGAGCAACCCGACGUUCUCGCAGUACCUGCAGCGGGUCCGGACCCAACUGAGCCUGCCGGACCACUUCCCGGACCGCAAGUUCGCUCUGGACUGGAACGCCAGCGUAGAGACUCUGUGUGAAGACAAAUCGGUGGAGGACGCUCUACGGAGACACUUCAACUCCAGCAAGGACUUCCGCUCAAUGCACAUGCUGCUGAUGUUGUGCCUGAGCCGGGUGUCCGUCGCCAAACCCGGCAUCAAACCCGCGGACCUGGUGGAGGCCAGCAGGAUGAGUUUCGCCGACGCCAAGGCGAACAUGCUCCACGGUCUGUCCAUCUUGGAGCUGUGCCUCAUCAUCGCCAUGAAACACCUCAACGACGUCUACGAGGGAGAGCCCUUCAACCUGCAAAUGGUUCACAACGAGUUUAAGAAGUUCCUGCAGAGGAAGUCGAACUCCAUGUAUAAAUUUGACCAGCCGGUCAUCUUGAAGGCCUUCGAGCACCUGCAGCAGCUAGAGCUCAUCCGACCGGUCGACAGCUCUUUGGCCAAAACUCAGAGGGAAUACCAGCUGAUGAGACUCAUGCUGGACCACAGUCAGAUCAUGGAGGCCCUGCAGAAGUACCCACAAUGCCCCACGGACGUCAAGCAGUGGGCCAUGUCGGCGUUCGGCUAGCAGUCUGCAAACGUUUGGACUUCACGUGGACCUUUGUUUGCUGUGUUUUGUGUCCAGCACGGCAGUGAAAGUCACAGAAGAUGUGAAGUAAUACCUCAGAGGUUUUGGGGGAAAGCGUUGAAAACAACACGGACGAAAGAAUCUUCCGAGGUCGCAGAAACUGAACCGGAUGGCGGCGCCGACUGGGCAGAAAACAUGGCCGCCGGGAUGUGAAAUCAGUCAGGAUUAUUUGACAUGGACUCAGAAUAUCACAUUUACUGUGGGGCUGAGUUUGGAGUUUACUUUAAAUAUUCAGUUAUCACAAAACAAAGAAACUAAGUUAUGCAUUAUUGUUGUUGAUGAUAUGAUAAAAUAAUAAUGUGUAUUACUUCAUGAUAAAAUGCAGAGUAAAACAAGACACCCGUUAUAUUUUAGCCCAAAUUUCUUCUUUGAAUUUAACAUUUAAAAGUCUGGAAACAAGUGUGAAUGCUGCCACCUAGUGGUCCAGUUUGGUAUCGUUGGUUAAAAGUCCAGUGUCUGCGAUGGUGACACCUAAUUGGGAGCGCAGUGGGUUUUCCUUCUGUUUACAUCUUAUAGACAGAACACACUGCACAUCAUAUGCAGCGUAAUAACACUUAUCUAUUAAUAACACAGAAGAGCCUGAAGACCACUGGUUCCUUCAGUCCUGCAAAGGAGACGCAUGCAACAAUACGUUGACUGUUUUUAAAUUAUAGUUGCUUUGUGACAGUAAUUUAUUUAUUUAUUACUUCACUAAAGACCUGUUCCUUCUGAUAGAUAUUUCUGUUCUUGCUCGAGGACACCUCCAGCUGGAAGAGAGGGAAAUCUCACUUUAACUGAUAUUAUAUCACAUUUUUAAUAUGUCCGUGCAAGUUUUUCUUGUAAAGGAAUCAAUCCUGUGAGAUAUAGGCCAGUUAAAUUAAAUUAAUUUGAAUAACUUAACCCUUUGUUUAUUUUUUAUAUUAGAAUUAAUUUUGGUAUUGGAGCUGGCCUGUUAACUUAAUAACCUAUUGGCUGAUUUAAAUUCAAAUUAUUUUACAAAGUGAUAGUAUGUUUUGUGCAUGAAGCAAAGCACCUUACCUGUAACACUAAGUAGGUAUUUAAUUAUCAUGUCAAAGCAAAUACAUCUUCUGAAGUUUUAAAUAAAUACAUAUGUUGACUAAAGGACUUCUACCUUCUAUCUGCAGGAGGAAGGAACAAUGUGAUUCAGUCAGUGGAAAAAAGAAAAAACAUCAGCAUUCACAAUCUAAAAACACAUUUAUUUACAUCACGUGGAUCACUUCAGCCGAUAAAAACCGAGAGGCGCAGCGCUGAUCUGGGAUCUGUUUCGUCUCCUCUGUGCUAACGUUUCCAGGGUUUCUGAAGGGUUCUUCAAUACUUUUCUCUUUUCCUCCCAGGGAGGUCAAAGGGCAGGGUGAGAACACCUACUGCGAACACAAGUUCCAUUUUCACAUAUCUUAGUCAGUAAAUCAGUAAAUCAGUCACAUGUAUCAGGAGUAAAGAAAACAAAUAAAAGAAAAUGUUCAUCAGUUUAGAGAAUUUUUUUUGG
Messenger RNA from Cyclopterus lumpus (lumpfish), 2969 nucleotides. It is a transcript of the gene orc4, whose product is annotated as origin recognition complex, subunit 4. Gene Ontology annotation, biological process: DNA replication initiation; DNA replication. The transcript is spliced from 14 exons. The record is from RefSeq and is a predicted model, not a curated record. Bases 119 to 1423 code for a protein of 434 amino acids. Lineage: Eukaryota; Metazoa; Chordata; Actinopteri; Perciformes; Cyclopteridae. Gene Ontology annotation, molecular function: DNA replication origin binding; ATP hydrolysis activity. Gene Ontology annotation, cellular component: nuclear origin of replication recognition complex; nucleus.